Molecule: messenger RNA, 3252 nt
Organism: Drosophila yakuba
Lineage: Eukaryota; Metazoa; Arthropoda; Insecta; Diptera; Drosophilidae
Product: polynucleotide 5'-hydroxyl-kinase NOL9
Exons: 4
Coding region: 96-3194 (1032 amino acids)
Biological process (GO): cleavage in ITS2 between 5.8S rRNA and LSU-rRNA of tricistronic rRNA transcript (SSU-rRNA, 5.8S rRNA, LSU-rRNA)
Cellular component (GO): nucleus
Molecular function (GO): polynucleotide 5'-hydroxyl-kinase activity
Source: RefSeq, a predicted model, not a curated record
GCACAUAUGUUAUUUGUCGUACUCUUCUUCUUACAUCUGCGGUCGCAUGGCCCGGGAAUUAAGUGUUGGUAUUUUAACCGAAAAAUUGAAAAGGAAUGCUUAACGAACAUAUGCUGAAAGAAAUGCAGCUGAGUUUCCAGCUCACCGAACAGCGAGAAAUAGCCUCUGGUCGCCGUAAGCCGGAAACCCCACAGCACCGUCCAGCUGCUCCAAAACAAAAAGUUAUUUCAAAGGUGGCCAGCGAACCCGCAAAGAUUUCGGAACAAAUGAUUCAAAAAGCCCAGAUGGAGUCGCCCAACAAAUCCAAGAAAAAUAAGACAGCCGGCAAAAAGAGGCCUCUUUUCAAUAAGGAGUCGAAACCAGAAAGUCCUCCAUGCCAAAAGAGGCUUAAGAAGGAAACGAAUUUACCUAUAGAGAAUCCUGUAAACAAAACCCAAACUGUUGCAGCUAAGAAAUCUGCCACAAAAAUUAAAAGUUCGAAGCUUCCUAGUCCUAAGGCUCAUAAGAUAAACGAAUCAGAUCAGAAGAAACCCAAAGUUAAAACGCCAAAUAAAGCCAAAGAAGCAAGUUUACCUAAGAAGCAAAAGGUAAAUGGAGACAAGAGCUCAAAGACGCUUGUACAAAAUGGUCAAGUAGUCAAGACUUUUAAGAUAAAUGGCACUGGAGUGGAAUCAAGUGAUCUUAAAAUUAAUUCAAUGGACGAUUGGAGUGAAGAAGACGAUUAUUUAAUGGAAAGUGGCUCUGAAAGCGAUGUAAUUGAAGAAAUAGACGAGACAUUUUUGAAAGACCCGAAGGUCUUUAAAGUUAAAUCUAAAGGCAGACAAAUCGAUGUAAUAGACAUUCUUCCUCCUUUUGAAGUUGAUGAAUACCAACCUCUUUUGCUGGAAGGAGAUGGCAGAGGAACAGUUAAGAAGAUUAAGGUCUUUAAGAGUGCACAGGAAGAAACUGACAGCGACGAAGAGGAUAAUGAUUAUGAGCCACAAGAUAGCGAGGACUUUGUGUCUGAGGAAUUCGACAGCGAAGAGUCUGACAGUGAAGACACAAGCAGCGCAGACUUUGACAGUAAUGAAGAUUUCUACAGUGAAGAUAGCGAAGGAGAGGAGGAAUUUGACGUGGAUGACGAUUUCGACAGUGAAGAUAGCGAUAGUGAAGAAUUUGGAAGCGAUAUCUUCGAUAGCGACGACCUCGACUCAACGUAUGAGCCACCUGAUAUUGAGGGAUUCUUUGAUGAUCCACCUUUCGGUACGCAAAGGGAGCCCCUUAUUAUAGAGGAGAUCUUUGAUGAUCCUCCUGUUGAUAAAAAUCAGAAAGAACUGGUUAGUUAUAAGCCUAAGGUACAAGAACGUAUAAAAGAGUCAAGUGCUGUGGAGAUGGUGGCAGAACACUCAAUCGUUGUGCCCCCAGAAGAAGAUUCGAUUGAAGAAACUCCUAGCAUUGCUAUAAAGGACCCUGAAGCUGCAAUAGAAACCGAGGAGAAUGCCGAGGUACCACUGCCUGAAGUUGUAGCACCCGAAAAGCAACAUGAUAGUCAACCAAGCGAUACCGCGUUUUACAGAAAUCCGCAAGCAAAUCGCACUGAGCUCAGCGUCUUUGAGAAUAGUCUAAAGAGCAAUCAUGUGCUGGCCGUGGUUAAAGAGGACAUCGAAGUGUAUGGCACACUAGUGCUCACUUUGCUUAGUGGUCAAGUAUCAGUGAAUGGUUACAAAGCACGCAGGCAGGAACCAAUCACCGUUUAUUCUCCCAAAGGCCUGAAUUGGGUUUCUAUUUCACCAACGAAGACAAAAAAACCUCCAAAGGAUGAGGUGAAUUGGGACGAGCUAAACAAGAACUUUACACGCGUCCAGCUAGACAGGAUUAAGAGCAGCUUUCAGAGUCAGGCGAAUGCAAUAGUUCUGCUGCACCGAAACACAAGUGCACAGCGACUCGUCGACACCUUUGGCAAGCACAUGUCGCAAAAUGUGUUCCCACUGGUCAAUCCUUCAAAUCGACCAUUUAACCAAAGUGAAACCUUGUUGCACUGUCUGAUUCAAUCAUCCGAUCUAAGUCGCACUCUGCAGGUCCCGCAGGUAUGGAAUAAGUUAAAAGUGCAUGCCACGAGCCGGAUUAUCGUAGCCGGUGGUAAGGGCGUCGGAAAGUCUAGUUUAUUGCGUUACCUCAUCAAUCGAAAUCUUGGCCAGUUUCCAUCCGUUUUGCUCAUCGACCUGGACAUUGGUCAGCCGGAAAUAUUUGUUCCCCAGACUAUUUCUUGCACUGUAAUUGAUGAGCCUCUUCUGGGACCGGGAUUCCUGUAUAACAGGCAGCCGGAACAUGCCAUUGUCGUGGGCCACACCAACAUUGUCCUGUGCGCUGAGCAGUAUGCACGAGCAGUCAUCCAGCUUGUCCAGAACAUUCAGAACGAUGCCAAGUAUUCAAAUAUUCCUUGGCUGAUAAAUACUAUGGGCUACAACAAGGGAUUUGGUAUCGAAUUGAUGGCCCUGCUGGUGGAUCGCAUACGUCCCACCGAUCUUGUACAAAUUGCCAGUCCAAUUCCAAUCAAUAACUUCGAUUCGGCCCUCGACUGGAGCAGUCUGUCGCAGAUAAAACCCAUUAUAUACUCGGCGGAGGAGUUCAGGGUCAAGGAAAUACCAAAAUACACACUCCAUAAGCUGCUCAGUGCGGUGCCAGCAAAGGAAAAAGGAACCUGGAGUCUCAGCGCCAAGGACAUGCGGUACUCUAAUCUACUGGCACGUCUCAGUUUGUGUCUGACCGGAAAUGCCAAAUCGCUCACAGACUGCCAGCCGUUGGGAGUGCGUUUGGAGUCCCUGAAGAUCCUGCAUCCCACCAGCAAGGAUUACACGCGCGAGGAACUGAUUCGAGGCAUGGAGGCCAAUGUGGUAUAUCUGUGCAAUUACGGGGCAGGUUUGCCCCAAUGUUUGGGAAUAGGUGUGGUUCGUGCCAUCGACUACGACCGAAAGGAGUUAUUCCUGGUGCCAGCAAUGUCCAUACAGAAGAUGUCCCAGGUGGAUUGUCUUAUCCUCGGCGGAGAACUGACCCUGCCGCAGGGCUACUUCCGCGAUCAGGGACAGGAUGUGUCCAGCAGUGUGCCCUUCGUGUUCAUCCUUGACGAUUCGAAAUCUUCGAAGAGUAUUCAGCAGAUCUACCAUCGAUCGCCAGCCUUCCUGGGAGUACCGGCAAAUCAGCGAAACGGAAACUGAUCAUACUGAAGCAAUCAAAAAAGAUGAUAUGUAAAUAAAGUUAGGUUUAUUAACACAA